Molecule: messenger RNA, 985 nt
Organism: Lentinula edodes (shiitake mushroom)
Lineage: Eukaryota; Fungi; Basidiomycota; Agaricomycetes; Agaricales; Omphalotaceae
Exons: 2
Coding region: 241-861 (206 amino acids)
Source: RefSeq, a predicted model, not a curated record
UGGCAUGGGCGAAGGAAUAUUCAUGAUACCCUCGGAAUGCAGGCCAUGUUGGCGUCCUCGGCCAUGGUGCUUUAAUGUUCUUUUUACUAGGCAGAUGGCCAAGCGAAAGAGUGACUCGGGAAGGAGCUUCAGCGCCAGUGGACAUUUCGAAGCUGUAAGGUUGUAGGUUGUGGCGAAAUGGAUAACGCAAAGAAAGAAAGACGUACAAUAACGAGCUUGGUACUAUAAAGAAAUCAGGGGAUGAUGAAAGCUGUGGACACUAGCUGGAGAUCUCGGAGCUAUAUACAUACAUUAUUUAUAUUCGACGCGAUACAUCACGCGAAUAGACGUCACUCAUAUUUUCGACGUAGAAUUAGAUUAGGCUUGCCAAGUACUGGUGACUGGAAAUUCCUGCUCCAAUGCAGCUGUUCCUUGAAUUGCACGGAGGCUUCGUUAUUAUGGUUGAACUCGAAGGUUAACCUUACAGUGUCAUAUCUAUCUGUAUGUACCACCGCUUCAUAUCCGUGCAAUGUGGAGCACGUUGCCGUAUACCUCACAUUUCCAUAUCGGGCAUCUACACCUCAUAUCAAGGAUGAAACAGGAUUUUCACUGGAGGCUACUGAAGGAUUGUGCCAGGACGCACUGCCAGUGUGCGCCUGGAGCUUCUUUAUCGGAGAGAUAUGGAGAAACCUGGAGAAACAUCGGUUGCUUUUCUUGGACUUCAAGCAGUUUGAAACUUUUUUGAACAUACAUAUUCAAAUUCCUUAUCGAAGAGACCCUCAGAAAAUGCCGGCGGAUAUCAGUAGCCACAAGUUACCUAUGAAUCACAGCAUGGACCGCAGUAGAGUUCAAAAAAACAAGUUGCCGAUUUGUUCACGGUGACGUAUUUAGAAAGCGCGGUCACAUGACAAGGUUUCCACGUGCUACCAAGGUUGAUCGUUGACGGUUGCAAGUCAUCGUCCUGUCAUCGUCCCCCGGGUCUGCCAUGUCCAUCUUCACUCUUGGG